GCUGACUGCUCAGUGCGCGGCUCGAACGAACAGCUCAGUACGGAAGUCGACAAAUGAAAACAACAGCGCGGGGCUGAUGGGAAGAGUCGGGAGUAAAAAUGGCGUCUCCGAAAACUAUACCUAAGGAUGCACAGGUUAUGGUUCAGAUUUUGAAAGACAUGGGGAUCACGGAGUACGAACCUAGAGUUAUCAAUCAGAUGCUGGAAUUCACCUACAGAUAUGUAACAACCAUCAUAGAUGACGCCAAAAUCUAUGCUACACAUGCCAAGAAAUCUAAUGUCGACGCCGAUGACAUCAGACUAGCCAUCCAAUGUCGAAUGGACCAGUCGUUCACAUCCCCUCCUCCACGAGAUUUCCUCCUGGAGGUUGCUCGGCAGAAGAACCAGACUCCUCUUCCUCUCAUUAAGCCCUACACAGGCCCACGACUCCCCCCUGACCGAUAUUGCUUAACCGCACCAAACUACAGACUCAAGUCCCUACAGAAGAAAGUGACGUCCUCAGCCGGGAGAAUCACGGUCCCGCGUUUGAGUGUCGGAGCUGUGUCCAGUCGGCCGAGUACUCCGACUCUCGGCACGCCCUCUGUUCAGACGGUGGCCUCCAAAAUGGGGACGCCGGUGUCGUUAGCUGGCCAGCGUUUUACUGUUCAGAUCCCCUCCUCACAGGCUUCAGCUGUGAAGUCAGCCACCCCAUCCACACCAACAGUUCAGAAUGUCCUCAUUAACCCGUCAAUCAUAGGCUCCAAGAACAUCCUUAUCACAACCAAUAUGGUGUCCCAGAAUUCAGCAGCAGACUCGGGCUCCCUGAAGAGGAAGCACGAAGAUGAUGACGACUACGACACCCUUUGACCUUCUACGUAGUGACAUCUAAGUGUUCUGAAAGCAGAAAAUGUUUUGUACAUGGUUUCUUAAAAGAUGGCCGUCUCUAGUCCUUCAAAUGUUCCUGUUGAAAUGGAAAUGUAUCGUCAACCAUUAUUUCGUCAGAUCCCAAUCACUGAGUGAGGUUAUGAACACAUCAUCUACACCCAAUUUCUUUUCUUUUCUGUUUAUAUAAAUAAAUUUUGGGAAAAAAAUA
Sardina pilchardus (European sardine) is the source of this 1071-nucleotide messenger RNA. It is a transcript of the gene taf9, whose product is annotated as TAF9 RNA polymerase II, TATA box binding protein (TBP)-associated factor. Gene Ontology annotation, molecular function: RNA polymerase II general transcription initiation factor activity; transcription coactivator activity; protein heterodimerization activity. The record is from RefSeq and is a predicted model, not a curated record. NCBI's taxonomy places the organism in Eukaryota, Metazoa, Chordata, Actinopteri, Clupeiformes, Clupeidae. The transcript is spliced from 7 exons. Gene Ontology annotation, biological process: DNA-templated transcription initiation; RNA polymerase II preinitiation complex assembly. The coding region runs from base 99 to 845 and encodes 248 amino acids. Gene Ontology annotation, cellular component: SAGA complex; transcription factor TFIID complex.